AUAGGUGAAAUAUUUAGCGGGAGAUGCCAAAAAUCAACACAGAGGAGGUCGAUCUGUUUUUCUGUUUAUUUUGUACCACUCAGUCGACCUUGAUUUACAACACAAUCCACAAAACAACAAAUUAGAGUCAUGUUUUCAGACGUGAUUGUGCCCAAAGAAACCCUGUUAAACCCUCCGAGCUACGAAGAGCCGGUGUUUGAUCGCCAUGCGCCUUCAUACAGCGGCUGCUCGGAGCACUUUCGCAUCGGCGAGCGCAGCUUCAGCCGCCAGUACGCGCACAUCUACGCCACCAGACUGAUGCAGAUGAGACAGAUCCUCGCAGACAGAGCCACACAGAAGUGGGGUUCUGCCGUGCCUGUAAGGAAGCUGUGUGAUCUGCAGAUGGUUGAACACUGUAUAAUAGUGGGCACUUUAUUCAAACACAUGGAGCUGCAGCCCUCCAUCCUGAAGGAGAUCAGUGAAGAGCAUAAUUUAUUGCCCCAGCCACCACGUACAAAAUACAUCAGCCAAUCAGAUGAGCUUAUUUUGGAGGAUGAACUGCAGAGGAUUAAACUAGAGGGAAAUAUAGACACACCCAAAUUUGUUACGGGCAGUGUAAUUGCCAUCAUGGGUGCUGAGAAAAAUGAUGGUAAAUUUACUGUUGAAGACUUCUGCAUGGCUGACCUGCCUCCACAGGCAACCAGACAGCCUACUAGCUCAAACAGGUUUGUGCUUCUCGCCUCUGGUUUGGGGUUGAACGGCAGCAGAGCAGACAGCAUGAUGGGAUUGCAGCUUUUGGUUGACAUGGUAACAGGUCAUCUUGGAGACCAGGGGGAGCAGAAUGGAGCCGCUUCUAUUUCCAGAGUCAUUUUUGCUGGAAAUCUGUUGAGUCGGAGCACUCAGAACAAAGACUCCACAACCAAGGCUAAGUACUUGACUAAGAAGACACAGGCUGGGAGUGUGGAGGCUAUCAGGCUGCUGGAUGAGCUUCUAGUUCAGCUAGUGGCCUCCGUACCUGUGGAUGUCAUGCCCGGACAGAACGACCCGACAAAUUACACCCUCCCCCAGCAGCCUCUCCAUCGCUGUAUGUUCCCUCUGUCUGUACCCUACCCCACCCUGCAGCUGGUCAGCAACCCCUACCAAGCCAUCAUAGAUGAUGUCCGGUUCUUGGGUACAGCAGGGCAGAAUGUCAGUGACAUAGUGAAGUACAGCAGUGUUGACGAUCACCUGGAGAUUCUUGAGAGCACACUGAGGCUCCGUCACUUGGCCCCUACUGCUCCAGAUACACUGGGUUGUUACCCAUUCUAUCAGAAAGAUCCGUUCAUUCUGGAAGACUGCCCCCAUGUGUACUUCAGUGGAAAUGCUCCCAGCUACCAAUGCAAACGUAUCACAGGACCUGAAGGUCAAGAAGUACUCCUGGUAGCAAUCCCAGAGUUCAGCAGCACGCAGACAGCCUGCCUCGUGAACCUGAACACAUUAGAGUGUGAGCCAGUCUGCUUCUCUUCAUUUUCCACCGAUGAUGAUGAGGAGAACGAGAUGAAUAUCAGCCAUUAAACACUCCAACGUAUGACACUUGUUACUAUGAACUUGCUAAUACUGAUAGUAUGAGAUUUGUUGUUAAUAAAGACCCCUCUUUUGUAUUAAAGCUACUC
Triplophysa rosa is the source of this 1631-nucleotide messenger RNA. It is a transcript of the gene pold2, whose product is annotated as polymerase (DNA directed), delta 2, regulatory subunit. Gene Ontology annotation, molecular function: DNA binding. The record is from RefSeq and is a predicted model, not a curated record. The transcript has 11 exons. NCBI's taxonomy places the organism in Eukaryota, Metazoa, Chordata, Actinopteri, Cypriniformes, Nemacheilidae. Gene Ontology annotation, cellular component: delta DNA polymerase complex. Bases 130 to 1533 code for a protein of 467 amino acids. Gene Ontology annotation, biological process: DNA replication; DNA strand elongation involved in DNA replication.